Molecule: messenger RNA, 2120 nt
Organism: Bombina bombina (fire-bellied toad)
Lineage: Eukaryota; Metazoa; Chordata; Amphibia; Anura; Bombinatoridae
Gene: PPP1CB
Product: protein phosphatase 1 catalytic subunit beta
Biological process (GO): circadian regulation of gene expression; regulation of circadian rhythm
Cellular component (GO): nucleus; cytoplasm
Molecular function (GO): protein serine/threonine phosphatase activity
Source: RefSeq, a predicted model, not a curated record
CUUCGCUUGUUGUGACGCAGCUCCGCCCGCUUUGUACUCUUCGGCUCUGGUGAGUGAAGCGCAAAAUGGCGGACGGAGAGCUGAACGUGGAUAGUCUGAUUGCCCGCCUGCUAGAGGUAAGAGGAUGUCGUCCUGGGAAGAUUGUGCAGAUGACUGAAGCAGAAGUCCGAGGACUCUGUAUAAAAUCUCGAGAAAUAUUCUUAAGUCAACCCAUCCUUUUGGAGUUGGAAGCUCCACUAAAGAUUUGUGGCAAACGGAGAUUUAACAUUAAGUUAUGGAAGACCUUUACAGAUUGCUUCAAUUGCCUGCCCAUUGCUGCAAUUGUGGAUGAGAAGAUCUUCUGCUGCCAUGGAGGUUUGUCACCAGACUUGCAGUCUAUGGAACAGAUCCGCCGGAUCAUGAGACCAACAGAUGUUCCCGAUACAGGUUUACUCUGUGACUUGUUGUGGUCAGACCCAGAUAAAGAUGUGCAAGGCUGGGGUGAGAAUGAUCGUGGCGUUUCUUUCACAUUUGGUGCAGAUGUAGUUAGUAAAUUUCUGAAUCGGCAUGACCUCGAUCUCAUUUGUCGAGCUCACCAGGUGGUAGAAGAUGGAUAUGAGUUUUUUGCCAAGAGACAACUGGUCACCCUGUUUUCUGCUCCCAACUACUGUGGAGAAUUUGAUAAUGCUGGUGGCAUGAUGAGUGUGGAUGAAACAUUGAUGUGCUCUUUUCAGAUAUUGAAACCUUCAGAAAAGAAAGCAAAGUACCAGUAUGGGGGAUUGAAUUCUGGCCGCCCAGUGACACCACCUAGGACAGCCAACCCCCCAAAGAAGAGGUGAAGAGCGCAUCCCUGUAUUGAAGCACCAUCUGAUUCCCAUCAAGACAAACUCCACAAUGUGUGCACUGUAAAAUCACUCAACCAUUUUGAUUCCCUUUUAAAAUGUCACAUGCAUUUACCUUCACGAGACUGGUAAAAUUAUAUAAAAAAAUAUAUAAAAAAACCUUCAAGUUAAAUGUUUAAAUUUGCUUCACUCAAAUGUCAAAAUAAUUUUGGACAUGUUAAUAGUCCAAAGCUACAAAACAGAAUCAGACUAUUUUCUGUUCACGAAGGGACCUGCAAGAAGUUUGAAAUUAAAGAAGCAAAGUUAAGUUUGUUACAGCAUUCUUUCAUGUUAACCUUUUCACUGCUGUUCUGGACUGCAGUGUCCUGCAAUUGACCGUAAUAUCCGUAAUACUUACACUGCAGCAUUGAUUUUGAUAACACCAUCCAGUGCCAGAGAAGUUUGUGGAGCAGUUAAACAUUACCAUGGUCUCUUCAUCACUGCUUUUAUUUGUGUUUCUUUGUUUUUCUUUCUUUUUUCCCCACUUAUUUUUGUGUUAGUUGUAAAUUCCAAUCUGCAUAAAUCAUUGACCAUGUGUGCUCUGUGGUAUUUGACUCUUCACUCCCCCCCCCAACUGGCUUUAUGAUUUGUUUUUUUCCGUGCUUUGCUCUGCUUAAAAAAUACUUUUUUAAGUAAAAUAUGGUUUUACCAUUAGAGUUUUUCCCUUUCUUGGUACAGAUUAUAUGUGCCACACUUGUCUUUAGCUUGCAUUCUGAAUUGUUCAGCCAGUAGAAAUCCAAUGUAUUAUCUACCCUUGAUGUGAAACGCGUAUUGGCACAUUAACAAGGCUUACAUGAUAUGCUCGAAAUGUCUUGUCACAAUUGCCCCUUUGCCUCCACAUGCAAAGGAGUUUGUUUUAACCUGUUAUUUGUUUUACAAACAAAUAUAUUACAGCAUGUAUAGACUAAAUGUCCACUCAAAUUAAUUAUCUUGCUCAUAAACUUUAAUUUAGAUUACAAAUACACUUUUUGUAUGUAAAAUUAAAAUCUCUGCUGGAGCAACAUUGUAGCAUUUUUCUUUGUUGCUCAUGGGCCACUUUAAUUUAGAAAACCUAAUUUUGCAUAUAAUGUGCUGUUUUCCCCAUUUUCAAUGUAAAUUAUUCAGCUCCUUCGUUGUAUUUUGGAAGCAGCAGUAAGCAGAAAUAAUGAACUUUUGUGAAGGAGCUGUAUGGUGUGCAAGCAAUCCACUGUUUUAAUCUUUUUUUUUUCUUUUUUUUUUUUGUGUUCCUACAAUUAAAUCAAUAAAAUGUCAUUAGAAAUA